Molecule: messenger RNA, 690 nt
Organism: Funneliformis geosporum
Lineage: Eukaryota; Fungi; Glomeromycota; Glomeromycetes; Glomerales; Glomeraceae
Source: the annotation of a GenBank genome assembly
AUGGAAGACGUUAAUUCCGAUUAUAACGGUUUACCCCAAAAUACCGAAUUACCAAAUAACAAUUUACAAUACAACUCGGUUACCACGACUAAUCCUUCGCAAAAUGACUUACAGCAAGGAACGUUCAUAAGUUAUUGUGAUUGUGGUCUUGAACCAGUUCUUCGGGAAGUUAAGGCAAAUACAUUAAAUAAAGGAAGACUUUUUUGUAGAGCAACUCCUUCAAUAUCCUUACAUUGGAGAUAUAAGAAUCCUAGUCAUAGAGCUUCUUUUCCACAAACCCCCGGUUCGCCUCCAACAAGAUCACAAUCUCACCUUUCUUUAAACUCCAUAGAUGAUGAACUUUCUACUAGAAACUUAACUGGUGAUGUAUACACACGUAAACCGGCUGUCUUUGAUAACUGGAAUGAUGUACCUAAAUAUUCUACUCCACAAUUAUUAGAUGUUUUGCAAAAUCACCUUAUGCAACAAGACAGAAAUUAUCAAAAGUGGUACACUGCUUACCAAUCGACCAAACAAGAUCUUGAAGAUGCGAGGAAAGAAAUCGAGAAAUCUAAUAGAGAUUAUGAGAUUUUAGAUAGAGAAAACAAAUUGUAUAAACGUGAAAUUAAGUUUUUAAAAUCUGAAAAGCGGUCGUUAGAAGAUGAAAAUGUUAGUAUUAAAGAAGAAAAUCAAGAAUUAAAAAGAAGAUAA